CAAAACGAGCUUGCUAACUGCUGUAACCGUCGCUGUGGGAUACUGGUUGGCCAAUUUAUUACUCAGAAUGGCGUCUGGCUGGCUCACAUGGUGAAACCACUACGCUAUCUAGCUAACAGUAACGUUAUACUGUAGCAAUGUGCCAACACGAUUUUUAUUCGUUCGCUAUAGAGGUCCUCCAAGCAUAUUUUUGAGAAGCUACGGAGAGGUACUGCUUGGUAUCCAACCUUCGUCUUGCCGAUCGUGGGUUCCCCACCUUACAUCUUACUUGCAAAGGGAAAGCCAUAAGAAACCAUGAAAGUGCAGAAAUCUCUCCCCAAAACCAAGCAGACGUCCAAGAGGCAACAAUGUAAUGACAAGUGGUUCAAGUCCAACAGAAUUGCCAAAAACUCAGACUCUUCAAACCUCAGCCCAAGCACAGCCAUGGCCAAGCUAGAGCACCGCGCAUCUAACCUUAGAAAGGACAAGCCUAACCUGAAGAGACUGAAGAAAGGCGCCAAGGCUGUGUCCCUCAGACCGGUCAAGACUCCGGCUGCCUUGGAGAGGACCCCCUCUCGUCCCCUGACCAACGGGGGAGCAGGUGGACCAGAGCAGGGCAGUGACUCAGACGAGUCCCAGGACUGGAGCUCCUUUGCCAAGUCUGUUUUACAUCAAAAUGGUGGUGGAGAGAGUAUGGAGGGCCAGGAGAGUUGUGUCUCAGCCAAAGCUGCGCCUGGCAGGAUAGAGGAGGAGGCUUUUGUUCACUGUGCAGAGCGAGACUACAUCCAUAAUCGCACAGUGCUGGUCAUGCAACAGGGUCAGACCCUGUGUUUUAGGGGGAAGUGCCUUCUGUCAUGUCUGUACGGUCGGGUGGAGGUGCAUGGUUUCACCCUUGAGGAGGGUCAGCAGUCCUACCCACUUUUUUCCCCUUCCUCACAUUGCCCCCUCACCGUCACAGCACUGGGGGAUUCCCCUAACCCCAGCAAGACCAAGAAAGCGGGCCGUCUAGAGGCCAAAGCCAUUGUCCGCAAGUACCUCUCUACAGAGACACGUAGAAGGUUGUUGAGUGAAGUAGAUUCAGACUCCUGUGUGAUCCUGCUGGAGCCCCUGGACACCCCUCUGACGCGGUUCCUCACCAGUUUCCCAGACCUCAAAGAGGUGUUUGGACUCAGUUCGAGGGACAUCCGAGAGAGUUCAGCUAUGCUGGACACUCCACUCUCUGGCCUUGGCAUAACCCCACUGCGGAAAACAGCCAGAGGCAUGGUUAUGUCACAGACCUACAGGGAGGCGCUCAACGGCCUGGUUAACGCCUGUGCAGAGGAGCUAGAUGGCUGUCCAGUUAUUCUUGUAUGUGGUGCUAAGAAUGUUGGCAAGUCCACCUUCAACCGUCACCUCAUCAAUACCUUACUUAACCACACUGCAAGUGUAGAAUACCUGGAGUGUGACCUGGGCCAGACAGAGUUCACUCCCUCAGGUUGUCUCUCCCUGUCUACAGUCAGAGAGCCACUGCUGGGUCCCCCCUUUACACACCAGUGGGCCCCAGAGCACAUGAUCUUCUAUGGCCAGUCGUCCUGUGAAACGGACCUGGACCGCUAUCUGGAGUCCCUCAAGUCCCUGUGGCGCUUGUACAACCGAGAGACGCCCAUUGUCAUCAACACCAUGGGCUGGGUCAAAGGUUUUGGCUUUCAGUUGUUGGUGGACAUCAUUCGCCUCUUCUCCAUUUCUCACGUGGUGCAGCUCAGUAGUGGGGAUAAAGUCAUGUGCCCCCAACUCACCCCUGAGUUCCUGAGGUCAUCCCACGGCUGGCAGACACACCCUCCUGUCCAGUCAGCUUUGGGGGAGGACAACUCUGGAACUCAUCCUGCCCAGCGGAGUUACACUCUAUUCCGUAUUCACUCAGAGUUUGAAGGAGCAGGCCGCCCGGGAGAAAUGAGACACCAGCGCAGCAACGAGCAGCGUGACCUGGCUCUGCUGGGCUACUUCAGCCAGCUGCAGUCCCCUGAACCAGGCCCUGUCAGACCCCUACACUGCUUCACCCCCUACCAGGUUCCCCAUUCGGCAGUGGCUGUGGGUGUGACACACUGUGAGGUGGCACCAACUCAUGUGCUCUACACUGCCAAUGCCAGUCUGGUGGGGCUGUGUUGUCUGAAUGAGAAGGUAUCCGGCAGGGGAAGCCCAGUACUGCUCUCCCAAACCCCUGUCUGUCCCUGUGUGGGCUUUGGUGUCCUUCGAGGUGUGGACAUGGCACGGGGCCUGUACUUCCUUGUUACACCUGUAGCUCCCUCUAUCCUCCGUCAGGUCAACUGUCUUCUGCUGGGGGCUGUCACACUGCCCAACACCCUCCUCACAGGCCAGACAGGAAUUCUGGGAGAUCCUCCCUACGUCACAAUGGACUACAGCUUUGAGCUAACCGGGGCCGGCAAGCUUCACGUCUUCAAGGGGCUUGCCAGAGUUAAGGUCGUUGAAUGUACAGAAGUGAAGGUUCAGGAGAGGGUGUACCGUAGAGUUGGUGUGAGUGACUCGAGGGCGUACUCGCACUCCAGAUCAGUGCUGAAGACGGCCCAGGCUGUGGAGGUCAACUCCCUCUUGUUGGCGUCAAUUGGGUUUACCUUGGUCUACAAUCAUGAGAGAAUUCUUUUUUGGAGGGGGGGGUUGCUGUAUUAAAUAGUUUAGGAUGUUUGAACGUAUUUCUAUCACAUGGACAAUAUCUAGACAUGCAGUUAAACCUCUGUCUGCAUCUGAAAUGGCACUGUAUUCCAUGGCGCACUGGUCAAAAGUGGUGCACUAUAUAAGGAAGAGGGUGCCAUUUGGGACACAUACUGGGUUUGAUGUCUAUUCCUCAUGGGUCACAUUCCAAAGCCAAGAUUGUACACAUUAUCAAAUGUAAACAAAUUGAUAUACUUUUUGUUGUUGAAAAUGUGAGCUUUUCUUGUCACUGUCAGGACUUUCUAAAUCUGUUGACCUUUGGUCUUUUUAAGUGGCCCAUCAUGACAUGUCCCUAGCAGAUGUGAUAUCAUGGUUAAAUGUUCAAAGUUCCAUGUCGUAAUAUACAGUACCAGUCAAAAGUUUGGACACACCUACUCAUUCAAGGGUUUAUCUUUGUUUACUAUUUUCUACAUUGUAAAAUAAUAGUGAAGACAAACUAUGAAAUGACACACAUAACCAAAAAAAGUGUUAAAACAAAUCAAAAUAUAAGUAGCCACCCUUUGCCUUGAUAACAGCUUCGUGCACUCUUGGCAUUCUCUCAACCAGCUUGGCCUGAAAUGCUUCUCCAACAGUUUUGAAGGAGUUCCUACAUAUGCUGAUAUGGCUGCUUUUCCUUCCCUCUUGCGGUCCAGCUCAUCCCAAACCAUCUCAAUUGGGUUGAAGUCAUCUGAUGCAGCAUUCCAUCACUCUCCUUGGUCAAAUAGCCCUUACACAACCUGGAGGUGUGUUGGGUCAUUGUCCUGUUGAAAUACAAAUGAUAGUCCCAUUAAGAGCAAACCAGAUGGGAUGGCGUAUCACUGCAGAAUGCUGUGGUAGCCAUGCUGGUUAAGUGUGCCUUGAAUUCGAAAUAAAUCACUGACAGUGUCACCAGCAAAGCACCUCCAUGCGUCACAGUGGGAACCACACAUGCAGAGAUCAUUGUCUUGCUCACCUGCUCUGCGUCUCACAAAGACACGGCAGCUGGAACCAAAAAUCUCAAAUUUAGACUCAUCAGACCAAAGGGCAGAUUUCCACCAGUCUAGUGUCCAUUGUUUGUUUCUUGGCCCAAGCAAGUCUCUUCUUAUUAUUGGUGUUCUUUAAUAGUUGUUUCUUUCCAGCAAUUUGACCAUGAAUAGUGGAUGUUGAGAUGUCUGUUACUUGAACUCCGUAAAGCAUUUAUUUGUCUGCAAUCUGAGGUGCAGUUAAUUGCUGAUUUCUGAGGCUGGUAACCCUAAUGAACUUAUCCUCUGCGGCAGAGGUAACUCUGGGUCUUCCUUACCUGUGGUGGUCCUCAUGAGAGCCAGUUUCAUCAUAGUGCUUGAUGGUUUUUGCAACGGUACUUAAAGAAACUUUCAAACUUCUUGAAGUUUUGGGAAUUGACUGACCUCCAUGUCUAAUGAUGGACUGCUCUUUGCUUUGAGCUGUUCUUGUAAUAAUAUGAACUUGGUAUUUUACCAUAUAGGGCUAUCUUCUGUAUACCAUCCCUAACUUGUCACAACACAACUGAUUGUCUCACAUGCAUUAACUUAACAAGGCACACCUGUUAAUUGAAAUGCAUUCCAGACUACCUCAUGAAGCUGGUUGAGAGAAUGCCAAGAUUGUGAUAAAGUUGUCAUCGAGGCAAAGGGUGGCUACUUUGAAGAAUCUCACGUAGAACACUAUUUCGGUUACUACAUGAUUCCAUGUGUGUUAUUUCACAGUUUUAAUGUCUUCACUAUUUUUUCACACUGUUGAAUGUACAUUGUCUUAAAAAGAGGUUGUACAUUUGGGCCAUGUGACAGCUUAAGAUUCACUCUACAAGUGAUAUUCAUGAAAAGCCUGGAUGGAGUAGGACAUGAAAGUGCUUGCAGGGGUCUUCUCUGACAAUGAAACCCAUUAAAAGAACUUAAUGUCACUUGCUCAACAAUCCAUCUAUAGAGCUAUUGGAUAACACCUGUCAAAAAUAUUCCAGAGCAACAAAAAAAAGAGAAACCUGUACACACAUUGUACCUGAAUAGUAGUUCACUGCGAAUUGUUACAGUUUUCCGUCCAUGUUUUACAUUUUUAUAUUUGUAUUACCAUAGUAAUGGAUGUAAAUGCUUCAAGUAUCAUCUCUGUUGCAUUUCUGAGAGUACUGGAUUACUGAACAUUGAUUGACCUAUUUAUUCAUCUGACCUUGGGACAAAAUAAUAACUAUGGCAUUGAUGGUGCGAUAUGAAAACUACAGGCAUGAACUGUUACCGGUCCUCUAUUCUUUUCCCCCCAAUUUGUUUCUCUCUUUCUCUUUUAUCCCUCCUGUUCCAUCAGGAGUUUUGUUUGACAGAAGUUGGUAAUAGUAGGCCUAAGUAAAACUUCCUUUUAAGUUCUUUGUUA
Oncorhynchus keta (chum salmon) is the source of this 5016-nucleotide messenger RNA. RefSeq names its product nucleolar protein 9 (gene nol9). Gene Ontology annotation, molecular function: polynucleotide 5'-hydroxyl-kinase activity. Gene Ontology annotation, biological process: cleavage in ITS2 between 5.8S rRNA and LSU-rRNA of tricistronic rRNA transcript (SSU-rRNA, 5.8S rRNA, LSU-rRNA). Bases 295 to 2643 code for a protein of 782 amino acids. The record is from RefSeq and is a predicted model, not a curated record. NCBI's taxonomy places the organism in Eukaryota, Metazoa, Chordata, Actinopteri, Salmoniformes, Salmonidae. Gene Ontology annotation, cellular component: nucleus. The transcript is spliced from 14 exons.